Aspergillus homomorphus CBS 101889 is the source of this 255-nucleotide messenger RNA. RefSeq names its product general stress protein. Lineage: Eukaryota; Fungi; Ascomycota; Eurotiomycetes; Eurotiales; Aspergillaceae. The transcript is spliced from 2 exons. Bases 1 to 255 code for a protein of 84 amino acids. The record is from RefSeq and is a predicted model, not a curated record.
AUGGCCUCCAACACCAACCCAGGAAACUUCUCCAACCGCUCCCACGAGGAGGUUCAGAACAUCGCCCGCAAGGGUGGCCAAUCGAGCCACUCCGGUGGCUUUGCCAGUAUGGAUCCUGAGAAGCAGCGCGACAUCGCCUCCCAGGGCGGUCACGCUUCCAGCGGAAGCUUCAAGCCUGGAGAUCCCAAGGCCCGCGCUGCGGGACAGAAGGGCGGCUCGAAGUCGCAGUAUGACCAGGAGACUCCUGAUGAAUGA